Messenger RNA from Ornithorhynchus anatinus (platypus), 4214 nucleotides. It is a transcript of the gene TPCN1, whose product is annotated as two pore segment channel 1. Gene Ontology annotation, biological process: transmembrane transport; monoatomic ion transport. Gene Ontology annotation, molecular function: monoatomic ion channel activity; voltage-gated channel activity. The record is from RefSeq and is a predicted model, not a curated record. Gene Ontology annotation, cellular component: lysosomal membrane; endosome membrane. Lineage: Eukaryota; Metazoa; Chordata; Mammalia; Monotremata; Ornithorhynchidae.
GGGGGCGGGGCCUCCCGGGGCUCUGCGCAGCCGCAGUGAGGAGGUCGGGGUCCUGAGCUGCAGCGGAAGAGGAGCGUAGUCGGCGCUCCCGGGGGCGUCCUAAGAUGCCUCCGAUGGAGGAGUUCCUGGGCGGCACCUCGGAGGCGGCGGUUCCGGAAGGGAGACGGGCAGACCUCCUCCUGGCGGCCUCCGCCCCCUAGGCCCGGAGACCGGCGGCGGGGGCGGCAUGGCCGGGCGGCCGGACGAUGACGUGCCCCUCAUUCUCACCUCGGACGACGACGGGCGGGACCCCCUGGCUCUCCGCCCCGGCCCGGGCCCGGAGGAGCCCGACCAGAACGGAAGCGGCUACUCAGUCAGCGCCGUGCGAGACCCCGACCCGGAUCCGGAACGCCCCACCCGCCCCGGCUGGGACAUCAACUACCAAGAGGCCGCCAUCUACCUCCAGGAAGGCGAGAACAACGACAAGUUCUUCACCCACCCCAAGGAUGCCAAAGCCCUGGCGGCCUACCUCUUCGCCCACAACCACUUCUUCUACCUGAUGGAGCUGGCCACCGCCCUGCUGCUGCUGCUGCUGUCUCUCUGCGAGGCGCCCGCCGUGCCCGCCCUCCGGCUAGGCAUCUACGUGCACGCGACGCUGGAGCUGUUGGCCUUGAUGGUGGUGGUGUUUGAGCUGAGCGUGAAGAUGCGCUGGUUGGGCUUCCACACUUUCGUCCGGCACAGGCGGACCAUGGUCAAGACGGUCGUGCUGUUGGUGCAGUUCAUCGAAGCCAUCGUGGUGCUGGUACGACAGACGUCUCACGUGCGGGUCACCCGGGCCCUGCGCUGCAUCUUCCUGGUGGACUGUCGCUACUGUGGCGCCGUCCGACGGAACCUGCGGCAGAUCUUCCAGUCUCUGCCCCCCUUCAUCGACAUUCUCCUCCUCCUGCUCUUCUUCAUGGUCAUCUUCGCCGUCCUGGGUUUUUAUCUGUUCUCUCCCAACCCCUCGGACCCCUAUUUCAGCAGCCUGGAGAACAGCAUCGUCAACCUCUUCGUCCUCCUGACCACUGCCAAUUUCCCGGACGUGAUGAUGCCUUCCUACUCCCGGAGCGGUUGGUCCUGUGUCUUCUUCAUCGUGUACCUCUCCAUCGAGCUGUACUUCAUCAUGAGCCUGCUCCUCGCCGUCGUGUUCGACACCUUCAACGACUUCGAGAAGCGGAAGUUUAAGUCCCUGCUGCUGCACAAACGGACCGCCAUCCAGCACGCCUAUUGCCUCCUCACCAGCCAGCGGGUGCAGGCCGGGAUCUCUUACAAGCACUUCGAAGGGUUGAUGCGGUUCUACCAGCCGCGGAUGCGAGCCCGAGAACGCUAUCUCACCUUCAGAGCCCUCAAUCAAAGCAAUAUGCCCGUCCUCAGCCUGGAGGAUUUUUACGACAUCUACGAAGUCGCUGCCUUAAAGUGGAAGGCCAAGAGGAACCGCGAGUACUGGUUUGAUGAGCUUCCGCGGACGGCCUUCCUCAUCUUCAAAGGCAUUAACAUCCUGGUCAAGUCCAGGGCAUUCCAGUACUUCAUGUACGUGGUGGUGGCCGUGAAUGGGCUGUGGAUCCUCGUGGAGACGUUCUGCCUUCCAGGGGGGAACUUCUUCUCGAAGGAGGUGCCCUGGAGUUCCAUCUCCUUCCUGACCGUGUACGGGGUGGAGCUCUUCCUGAAAACCACUGGUUUGGGUCCCGUGGAGUACCUCUCCUCCGGCUGGAAUCUGUUCGACUUCUCAGUCACGGUGUUGGCCUUCCUGGGACUCGUGGCCUUGGCCUUCGACCUGGGCCCCUUGUAUUUCAUCAUGGUCCUGCGUCCCCUCCAGCUGCUGCGGCUGUUCAAACAGAAGAACCGCUAUCGGAAUGUGCUGGACACCAUGUUCGAACUGCUGCCUCGCAUGGCCAGCCUGGCCCUGACCCUGCUCAUUCCUGUAUUCUUCGCCAUCGUGGGCAUGGAGUUCUUCUCCGGUACCCUGUACCCCAACUGCUGCAACACCAGCACCGUCGCCAAGUCGUACCGCUGGGUCAACCGCACUGAGGGCAACAGGACCGUGGAGGACCAAGGCUACUACUAUCUCAACAACUUCGACCACAUCCUCAACAGCUUCGUGACCUUGUUCGAGCUGACCGUGGUCAACAACUGGUACAUCAUCAUGGAAGGAGUCACCUCUCAGACAUCGCACUGGAGCCGCCUGUAUUUCAUGAUCUUCUACAUUGUGACCAUGGUGGUGAUGACCAUCAUCGUGGCCUUCAUCCUCGAGGCCUUCGUCUUCCGCAUGAACUUCAGUCGGAAGAACCGGGACUCGGAAGUGGAUGGCGGCAUCGUGCUGGAGAAGGAGCUCUCCCGAGCGGAGCUGGGGGCCCUCCUGGAGCAGAGCCGGCUGAGGCGGGGGACCCCCUCGGACGUGGCCCAGCUGCACGAGGCCCUCGCGCUCCUGGACGAGGCCGGGCAAAGCUCUAUGGUGUUUCUGGGGCGCCGAUCCAGGACCAAAAGUGACCUGAGCAUAAAGAUGUACCAAGAGGAGAUCCAGGAAUGGUACGAGGAGCAUUCACGGAGGCAGGAGGAGCAGCAGCGGAGGCACGGCGGGGCGGCGCCCCCCUCCCAGCCCGGCCAGGCUGCGGGGGUCCGGCAGCGGUCUCAGACGGUCACCUAGCCCCGGUUGACUGACCCUUCAUUCUAUGCAAUUACCCUAGAGUGUUGUUCGACUCCCUGCCCCGGAGGGCCGGCGCCAGCGGGUGGGGGUGGAGGGGGCGAUGGGGUUGAGGGGGUGCAUCCAAGGUGACGGGUCUGGUUUUUAACUCCCUCCAGCACCUCCCUGGGUCACCCCCAUCCCCCCAGACCCCAGACCUCAUCCGCCCCCGCGGGCCACCCCAGCCCUGGACCGCCUCCCUCCCCACCCCCCGGGCCCUCUCCGGAGGGCGGCGGUUGCCCUGGGAGUUGAGACCGCCCACCUCCAACGGAAUCCCGCCGCCCCCUGGGGCUGCUUCCGGGCAGGGUGGCGGUCCCGGAGGGGCCACCCUCCCCUAUUUAGGCUGACCCCUGGCACCUGCCCCGGCAGAAUCACCGCAACACCCCCGGAAGCCGGGAAAUGAGCUCUUAAAUGUGGUAACCUGCUCUCCUAGGGGGCAUCUGUCCUUAGGACACAGGGAAAGGACAAUCAGGGAGUGAGCUUAUAUUCAUAUAUAUAUGUAUGUAUAUAUAUAUAUAUACACAUGUAUAUGUAUAUUCUCUAUAGGAUCUAUUUCUUUCCAGUUAAGCAAGUGCAGGCUCGGGGCGGUGGGGGCUCAUUCCCACAAAGCCCCUUUCCUGUGGGCCCAGGCCCAGCUGGAAGCCCCCAAGCUAGGCUUUGGGAACGGGGGGCAGAGCUGAGGGAAGUGGGCUGAGCACAACCAGCUGGGGCUGACCCCCCCCAGACCUCCACCCCCUCACCGGGCCCAAAAGAGUGGGCGGCCAAGCCCUCUUCCCUCCGCCCGUGGUCUUCCACCCCUCCCCAGCCUGGGAACCGGGGUCCCCUCACGGCCCGGCUGCCUUGGCUUCGGCCCGGGGGGGCGCGGGGGACCCUGGAAGGGCUGGACCAGAAGUCGGAGGAAAGCCAGAGAAGGGGAGACUUGGGUUCAAGUGGCCGAGGCCCAGGCCUCUGCCCUGGGAUGCCUCUUCGGCCCAGGAAUCCUCAGCCUCCCCCGCCUCGGAGCAGACGAUGUACCCUGCUGGACUCCGUCCCCGCUCGCCGGCCGGAUCUCGGUCUAAUUACGACAGCUUCUCUGGCUCGGGACAUCCGAGUCUAGAUGUGGAGACGCCCUCCCCCCGGCCCCAGCCCGAGAGGACGAUCCCCGCUGGCUGGACGACAGGGAUCACGAGGGCCCCGGGAAGUCCAGUGAUAUGUCCAAAGAGUCCUUUCGGCCUCUGCCCCGGGGUGGGCUGCCCCCCCCCCCCCGCCCCCGGGGGCCGGUCUGAAAGAAGAUAGCACCUUUGGGGUUAAGGGGCGCCCCUCUCCGUACCCCACCCUCCCCACCCUGUUCCUCCCCAACCCCCCGCAGCCCCUAGCCUUACUCGACACCACUCAGACAAUCAUUUUGUACAGACGAGGGAAGAAGCGUCGAAAGAUUUUGUACUUGGGCAGUUUGUGAUAUAAACAGUCCCCCGCUCGAGGGUCUUUGGAUUUCAGGCGCAUUAAUAAAGGAUCGUCCGCUCGGGACAGAGAGGCG